Betta splendens (Siamese fighting fish) is the source of this 1684-nucleotide messenger RNA. RefSeq names its product leucine-rich repeat-containing protein 27-like. The record is from RefSeq and is a predicted model, not a curated record. The transcript has 11 exons. The coding region runs from base 310 to 1605 and encodes 431 amino acids. Gene Ontology annotation, molecular function: protein binding. Lineage: Eukaryota; Metazoa; Chordata; Actinopteri; Anabantiformes; Osphronemidae.
AUGUAUGUAUGUAUGUAUGUAUGUAUGUAUGUAUGUAUGUAUAUUGUCAAAAUCAUUUUGUUGUCAUGUGUCUGAAAAACACCUCAUCUCGUUUGUGGUAAGUUUUGUAAUUGAGUCAAGACGCGCUAGCGGACGUCUGACAGUCCAAACACUUGGCUUGCCGUAGUUUCUGUUUAAGGCGUUGCCAUGGUUACGUCAAACUAGCAUGGUGCCAACUAAAGUAUUCAGGGCAAAUGGCACUUAAAGAAAAUACUUGGGUGCCUUGGACCAGGGUUUGUGUGCAGUAAACAACUCUGGAUCGCUUCCACCAUGUCUGCCCCAGGGGAGAGUGAGAUGGCUCCUGGCCCACAGCUUAGAUUUGUCUUUGGGAACGCUGUUGUCAAAUCACAGACCCCCCACUGUUUGCCUGAGGACACUGGACCACAGGAGCUCACACAGUAUGAUUUCACAGAGACGUUAUGUCUGAGCAGAACGAAGCUCGAAUAUGUUACAGGCAGUAUUUUAAAAGCCAGCACACUGAAGCAUUUAUAUCUUGAAGGCAACCAGAUAUGCAGUAUCCCACAUUCACUGUUUGUCAGCCUGCCAAACCUGCAGUGGCUGGACCUCAGAAAUAAUCAAAUUGUGUCACUCCCAGCUGAAAUUGGCAUGCACAGGUGUCUAAAAACAUUACUACUCGAAGGAAAUCCUCUCUCUGAACUUCCCCCAGAGUUGGGAAAUGUUAUUACCCUUAAAGGCCUGAACCUGAGAAACUGCCCCAUAUCCUUUCCUCCACAAGACAUAUUGCACCAGGGGCUCCAGAGCAUCCUCCAGUUCCUAAGAAAUGUUAUGGCUAAGAGACCAGUUAGUAUGACAAAGACUCCUUCAGAGCUGCCAGUGGUGGAGAAGCUUCAGCUGUCAGAACUGAUGGGAUCCAGUAUGGAGGGGCAGGAUGAGUCAGUGGAUGAGGAUGAGCUGCAGAGGUUUGAAGAACUCAAAGACAAGAUGAUUCUACUGGACAAAGCAGAGCUAUGCUCACAUCUUCCUGUUAACAAAAUAAUCAAAGCAAGUACCAAGACCAGCAUGAUUCCCAAGCUCCCUCUUUUUGACUCUCAGGACUGGAAGAGGCCAGAAGAUAAGAGACAGGCCACAACGAAAGAGCUCAAAGAGAAACACGCGCUUCACGAGCAGAGGAAAAAGAGCCAAGAGGCUCUUCAGAAGUGGCGUACGCAAGCCAAGGUCAUACAGCAGAAGAAAAUGUUAGAGUGUAAGCAGAAGAAGCAUGGAAGGCAAAGGAAACGAGAGGAAGCGGAUUUAAAUCCUGGUGUCCAGGACAGCGGUGAUGCAGCACAGAGGCAGAUCCCCACCAUGGCUGUGGCACAGUGUGACGAGUCCAGAUCUGCCCGUGAGCUGGAACGGCAGAUCCGUGUUCGUGUUGAGAAGAUACAGGAGAGACGCAGGAAUCCCAGUGACAUGACCAGUGAGCAGAUGGCAGCAACAGAGGAAGAUGUGGAAGAGAUGAGGAAACUACAGAAGCGACUCCUGGAGAGAAAAAGAAAUUUAUGCAAUAACUCCAAGAACUCGUUUACUAUCUUCACUGGAGACACCUGGCCAAGUUCCUUUGAGUGAGAGUCUGGUGUCUCAAACAGAAUUAGUGUGUAUUAAUGAUCAUUCUAAUAUAUCCUAAAUAAACAUCAAUAGUGCUGAA